CGGGACUCUCGUCGUGGGGAAAAUCGCCUCUGAGGCAGGACUGAUUUCCCGCUUUUCUGGCGAGGAUGGACUCCCGACGACUCUCGCGUUGCACGCCUGGUCUCUACCGAGUAUUCCAGCGAGGAGUAAUCGACCACGGUCUACCACUACCGAGUUUUUUGUCGCUGAGAUAUAUAAAAAUGGGCAGAUGGAAGCAGCCGUUCCGUACCAGCCUUUCCAUGAAGAGUGUACGGUUUCUUUUCGCUCUUUUGGAGGACACGCGCCGAAACAUGCCUCGCCGAAAGGCAACAUCGAGGGGCCCACGGCGACGUUGCAACGAGGCAGUCGAGAUAAGAAAAACGCGAGGAGAAGCUGAGCGGGUCCACCGUCUCGGCCGAGACGGAUUCUUUUUUCUGAAGAACUCAACUCGCCUGUUUAAACUGGCAGACCGAGGAAACUGCUUUCUUCAACAGAGGCAGGGAGACAGAACAGAACGCUGCCGACCUCCCAGAACGAGCGCGGCCAAGACUGAGAACGAUACGCGACCUGCGCCCUGAACGUCUCGGAGUUGCCACCUCGUCUGUUCUCCCUGCUUCGUUUCUAUGCGAUUCCCUUAACCAGUGAAACACAGCUCAACAGGAGAAGGGCCCCCAUUGUCGAUUCACGUUCACAUUUCUCUGCAUCGGCAUCCGUACCUCUCUAUUUGCUCUCUCUAUAUAUUUGCAUUUUCUGUUGUGCUUCUUCCCCAGUGCCGCAGGCUGCUAUUCUUACAGAACUCUGCAGAGUUCGCCUUCGCUUCCUGACGAAAAAGGGGCAACCCUUGCGUUGAAAGCCGCCGUUGGGGCGUGAUGGGUUCCAGACCCGCGGGCGUCGCGCCUCGCGUCGUGGCGACGGGCAUCUCUCCAGAGGGACGCUCGCAUACUUCUCAUUCCUCCCGUCCCCGUUCUCAGACCUUUGUGUCCGCCACUGCUUCCUCUUUCCUUUCUUCUUCACCUUCUCAGUCUCCACCCUCUCCCUCGUUUCUCUGCUCUCCGCGGGCAGGUUCCUGCUGUCUCGUUGCCUCGUUCGGCCUGCGUCUGCGCCGUCUAGACGCAUCGUUUUCGCUUCGAUCUCUCCCGGGCUGCUUGAUUCUCGCGGCUUUUCUGCUUCCUCUCUGCAUGACAAGCACUUGCCGCUCCGCUGCACUCGACAUCAAUUCCAGUGUCGAGACCGCGACAGCUACCGACCUUCAACGGACAGCAACCGCAGACGACUUCGAACCCCGGAGACAGUUCCAGAGAUUCAAGCUCAGUCAGAAUUCGACGUUGUCCGAACAAAGAGACUUCCCGGAAAGCCGCAGAAGAACCUCGCGUUCCCGGCCCAUCCACGUCGCCUCUGCUGUCGCUUCUCUCGCCUUCAGCAAAGGAAACAAAUCAAAAGUUUUGCUCAGAGAAAACACCGGCGAAGUCCUUCUUGAAGAAACACGCGAUGGAACUAUCGCCUGUACAGACGGCAAGACGGGCCGUGAAGAAAAUCUCGCGAAGGGCGGCGGGACACACCACACAUCGGAGAUCAUGGGGGAAUGUUGAGUCUGUAGAUGUGUUUAGAAGGACUCAAACUGCGACAGGAGAAAUUCCCUACACAAAGGAUCUCCAGAGAAGUCUCGAGUGUAUUCGAGAGCUCAUCUAUGAAAAAACAACCUGAAGGCGACGCGUGUACAAAUAGGAUCUUCGCUUUGGUGGAACUGGUUCUACGUGGGGGAAACGCUUUCCAAAAUUCGGUCCGACGUACGCGCGAGGCGCUGUGUCGAGCAUGACUCGCGUGGAAGCAUACUACAACCACGGCCAUAUUGCCCAGGUUCAGCCAUCGAUAACCUUUCGAAUGCGCAGGGAUGGGAGACUGGAGAAGCUCUACACGGUGAUGCUUCCUGUCGCAGGACCCUCUGGUGGAGGGUCCCUCCACCCGUUAUCUGCCGUCGUGAUGGUCUGCCUCGGCGCUGCAAAGGUAGCUGUGGCCAUCUCAGAGAGAGACGUAGGACAUGUGUCAGCUCGCGAAGCCGAUGCCAUCGAAUUCGAGCAUCUUGGCAUGGUGGAUCGGUCGCGAACGGUUACCUCGAGUUUCGAGUCUGCGGCUUUCCAGACGAGGCGAAUCUCCUCUUUCUCGCGUUUCGUGGAUGCCUCUGAGCAUGUGCUGUCUGUGUGGAGCGUGGCGUUCUGUUUCCUCGAGCUGACAGCCCGCCUGGUGGCGUUUCACAAAGCUCGAAAGAUUGACGAAGCCCCAGAUCCGUCUCUCGACUAUCCCUUGCCCCUGGCCUUUAGCGGGAGCCUCGUCACCCAUACAGGAGCGCGGUCACCAGUAGAUGUGAUGGGAUUUCUGUCUCUGAUGCGCCACGCGAACACCCUGAACGCGUAUGGCCGCAGUCAUCCGGAGACACUCAGACGUUUCCACCGGUUGAAGCCGGCGAGACUGAGUGUGCGUGUUUCCUGUGACACUCUCUGUCUUGGCUGGGCUAUACAAUGGAUGAGAAGUAGAGAAUCAGGACAAUGCCUCGCAAAAAACGCAACAUUCCUGUGCUCGGCUUUCCUUGUGCGAUUCACUCUAAACUGUCUACUGACUGAAGCACUGAGUUCUCGGGAGGCAGCCGCUGUCGUAGGUCGGUUCCCUGUUGAAAAACACCGCACGAACGCAUCGGAGUAAUCGGGCAUUUGAUUUUGCGACUCUCACACACCACGUCGAAGACGGCGGGAAAACCUCCGUCCAGAGGCGGCACUGAGAACGUUAAGAGCAUCGACAGAUCAUGGGUUGGGGCGAUCUGCCCGUGCAAUGAAUACACACUGAGGGAUUUCUCGGAAUCUUGAUUGCGCUGUCUUUGCUCUCUUGCGC
Toxoplasma gondii ME49 is the source of this 2841-nucleotide messenger RNA. RefSeq lists its product as hypothetical. The transcript has 3 exons. Bases 1771 to 2655 code for a protein of 294 amino acids. NCBI's taxonomy places the organism in Eukaryota, Apicomplexa, Conoidasida, Eucoccidiorida, Sarcocystidae. The record is from RefSeq and is a predicted model, not a curated record.